Closterium sp. Naga37s-1 is the source of this 4620-nucleotide messenger RNA. The record is from the annotation of a GenBank genome assembly. Lineage: Eukaryota; Viridiplantae; Streptophyta; Zygnematophyceae; Desmidiales; Closteriaceae.
AUGAUCCUCCAAGCGGGCAACCCUCGGGAUUGCCGCAGCAGUCCCAAGCCCACUGCAAGCGCGCCUUCAUCCCAGCAAUCCGCGGAGCCACCGGCGCAGCAGCCGCCGCAGCUGUCGGCUCCCCCACAGGCACCGCCUGCUGGAAGCGGGACAGAGCCGAGCAGCGAUGCGCGGAAUAACGCACUUGCUCCGCCUGCUUCCCAAGAAGUUGCGCCUCCGCCUUCCCCUGCGGAGGGAGAAAGCGUGAGUGGAGCGGCGGCGCAAGAGGAGGGGGGCGCGGAAACGUCGCGCGAGGAGGCGGAGCAGCUGUCGACGACGUGCGGGCUGACGGAUUACAUCAGGCAGUCGGGCACAUGUGACAGCAAGGGGCGGCGCACGGUGUCGUUUGUGAAGGCGCGCAACUGCACCGAUCCGUUCCCCGUGCAGCCCUCGCAACAGGAGCCGUGUACAUGCACGCCAGGGGACUUUGAUGUCAUCUACACGGCCUCUCGUGAUGGUGCCACCUGCAACAUGCAGUACCUGCCAGGCAACUGCACGGGAGCACAGCAGUCACAGCUCAUCCCCGUGGACAAGGUCUACUGCAGCCUACCGAAUGCGCCAUGCGGGGAGGCACACGUGGACGCCAUCUACUCCGACUGUGACUUCAUCCGUGACUCCCUCACUGGUCUCAACAUCUCCGCUACGCGUUUUGUUGAGGUGAUAUAUUUCUUCCGCCAGGAGUGCGACCCCUACAGACGAGGCUCCAUUCACCUGCCUCCCACCACCUUCAUUCCCUGUGACAUGCAGUGCGGGGCGGGGCAGUACCUGCACCAGGACCACUGCCACAAGUGCCCUGCAGGCACGUACAGCAUGGGGGGGAAGUGGCGGUUCCAAGACAUAUCUGAGAUCGACCCCCGCUACUUCAAGACGGAGUGCAGGUUCACCAACGCCACUGGCACGUUUGACUGCGACCCCUGGUACGCGGAUGAUGGAGCGUUUGAGGCGGGCGCAUACGACUACAUCAACGACUGGCUCCCGGAGGUGUGUGCAUCGGACCCGGCGUACAACUGCCACAACAACCUGCUCUCCUCGCUCUCCCUCGACGUGCACCUCGUGCGAGACGGGUACGUGAAGUUCAACUUCACAGUGAGUGCGGAGAUGGGCCAUGAUGGGCUCGCCUUCUACAUCGACUCUCUCUCCGAACCUCUCAUGGCGCUCACCUCUUACCAGUUUGAGCCGCGGGAGAUGGUGUUCCCGGUGGAGGCGGGGCAACACCGGCUGGUGUGGGUGUACAGCAAGGACGACAAGUGGAGCAAGGGGGAGGACAUCGCCACCAUCCCACACCAUCACGCCAUCAUCUCAUCCCCCCCUCCCCUCACGUGGCAGUACAUAGAGGUGGACGGGGUGGCCUUCAACGACUUCCUCUGCACGCCAUGCCCUGCUGGCUUCCACAGUGCGGAGGGCGCGGGUGCGUGUGAGCCAUGUCCCGAGAACACCAUCUCCAAGGAGGGGGCGUCAGAGUGCACGGCAUGUGGGAGCAGCGCAUAUGCGCGCAUCGUCCCCCGCACCGAGUGCAAGCCCCGCCUCCCAUGCAGUCUGAGCGAUUCCACCAUCACAUACACGCCAUGCCAGCUCGCCUCCAAGAAGCGAAUCAUGAAGUGGCAGUGGAUCCAGCCUCAGAUCUGUGACCCAUCCAACAUCACUCUGCCAAUGGACACGCCCCUUGACUGUGAGCCGUGCCCUGAUGGCCAGCAGGCAGAGCCCGACCCGCACUCAGGGGAGAUCCGCUGCACGCUCUGCCCUCCCGGCACGGCACGGCAGGCGAGCUACGAGGGGGGGGCGGGUAGCGCUGGCAGCAUGUUAGAGGGGCGGUGUGAGGCGUGCAGCUCAGGGCAGGUGGCGAUGAAGACCCUGUUGCUGAAGCACUUCACCAUGCAGCCCAACGGCGCCCUGCCCCCCAACUUCACCACCGGCUGCCAUGGUGACUGUGGCACCUUCGGCUGGAGGGCGUUUCAGGACCACCUCGACUCGGGCAGCGGCCACGGGCCCACUGCCACGAUCUGGCUGGCGUUGGAUGUGCAGAUGGCAGUGCGCGGGUACAUGACAUUCAACUACUCGGUCGACAUCCUCCCUGGGGACCCGGGCCGUGCCUUCUUCUUCUUUAUCGACCACGACCUCAUGGACUAUGUGGAGCAACAACGAGUGGAGUGGGAGGAGGGCGGGGAGGAGAGCGGGCACCCAGGGUCAGGGGAGGACGAGUAUCGCAUGAGUGGCAUGUGGGAGCUGGAAGUGGGGCGGCACUCGGUGAUGUGGGUGUGGCAGAAGCUGGAUGACACCGGCGCUGCUACCAGGACCACCCGCGACUCUGCAGUCAUCUAUGACAUCCAUGUGCGUGGCUGGGCAUGUGGUAUCCAAAUAGAGGGAGUGGCGGAGGGCGGUGCAGCGCGGUGUGAGGAGGUACCGCAGGGGACAGCGCUGACAGAGGGGGGCGACUCAUACGUGCCGUGUCCCCCCGGCACCUCCAGUGAGGGCGGUGCGUCCUCCUGCCUGCCCUGCCCGCCCAACACCUUCAACAACCAGCCCCAGCAUCCCAUUCCCGCCAUCCCCCCAUGCCUCCAUCCCUCCACCCGCCUGCUGACUGUCCUUGUGUGUCUCUUGCCUCCCGGUGCUUGGGGAGGGAGUGCAGUGGCCAUGCUUGCCGUGCGGCGCCAUCCCCCCAUCCCCCCGCCCCCCCAUGCCGCCAUGGGCGUGCAAUGCCUCCAAUUCUUCCAUGCAGCGAUGCUGCCAUGCCUCCAUCCCUCCACUCGCCUACCUGUGGCUAUCCUGUGGGCGUGCAUGCCGUGUGGAGCGGGCACGUCCUCCCUGGCGGGCAGCACGGAGUGCUUCAUCGGUGAUGCCGCCCACCCCGCCUCCUUCUGCACCUUCUCCCUGCCCCUCCACUCCAUUCCUUCUACCCCAUACCUCGGCCACGACGGCGGAGAGGAGCAGGCGGGGCAUGAGGGGGAACGUGGGGGGGUGGGGGAAGGGGGGAAGGAAGGGGGGGAGGGGGAGAGGGGGGUGGAAGGGGAAGCAGGGAAGGGGGGUGCAUUGUCCCCUGAUGGCAGUGGCACGGUGGCUGCUGUGGCAGGCAAUGGGACGGCAGCAGCGGUGGUGUUUGACCUCUCCCCCCUGUCUCGCAUGCACCCCGGCCGCAUGUUUGGUCCCGGGCGGGAGGAGGGGGGGGGUGGGCAGGAGGGGAGUGGGAGCAGCAAGGCGAGGGGGCGGCAGGCAGCGGAGUAUUUUGUGAGUGUGUGCGAUCGGGACAGCGGCAACGACACGUGCUACGAUUACUCGGGGCGGUCCCUCAACACCUACGCGUGCAAGGUGCAGUGCUGUGCCCACCCAUGCACACCCCUCACUGCACUGCACGUGCUGCAGUCUGUCCACAUUCCAACCAACCACAUGCUGCUGGCCAUGCACCUGGCUCUCGGCCUCACUACAGCACUCUACCCUCCUGCUCUCCAUCCUCCCCAUCUCCCCCACUCUCUCCUCCCCUGCACCCAGCCUGGGCAGCACAGUGGCGGUGUGGAUCCACGGGAGGCCAGAAGCGGAGCAUGGCCGGGGCACAGUCUAGGCAGCGCGGUGGCAGUGUAUCCGCUGGCAGCCGUGCAUGCAGGGCUGUACCGGCGGGGCCUGGUGAUGGCGUUCACAGGGGAUGAGUGCCCGCAGACCAACCUGCCACGAGAGACCAACCUCACCUUCAUCUGCCACGGGCAGCCAGAGGCAUGGACGGCAGAGGGGCAGAUGGCAGCGCUGAACCCGGUGCUGGGGUACCCGCAGUACGCACAACGGGGGGGAGCAGUGCAGCGCAUAGAGCACAGCGACUGCUCCUUCAGCCUCGUGUGGUACUCGCUGUUUGCGUGCCCGCUGUGCUCACAUGAGGACUAUGAGCGCGUGGAGACGGCUGAAUGCAUGGAUGAGACAAGGGCCACCUUCAAGUGGAAAUCGCCCCGGGUGUGUCAGCUGAACCCCUCCAACCCUUUACCCCCAGACGAGCCCUGUGAGCCGUGCAAGCCGGGCGACAUCAUCUGCUCGCAGGGCGACUGCGCCGAUGCCGACGGCAGCCACAACGUCACCUACUCGUGGCGCCAGCCGCACCACUGCAGCUCCACUCUCCCCGGUGCUGCCUCCCUGCCGGCACCGGAGCUGGUGGGGCCCUGUGAGCAGCAGUGGGUGUACGUGCCUUCGGAUGUGCUGUCUCCCAUGUGGAUUGCGCUGUUCGUGGGCCUGGCCGUGCUCAUUCUCGCGCACUACGGCUUGUGUUGCUUCCAUGUGAGAAAGUCCCGCUUCCUUUCGACCACCACAAUCACCCACGCAGUUCUCCGUGCGGCCGCGUUUGGCGGGCCGGCAGGCAGGAAGGCAGGCAUGGGGGUGGGCGACGCGUUGGUGAUCCAGACAGCGCUCAGCGUUACGCUCGCGUCGGCGGCGAGGCGAGCCGGAUGGAUCAGCUACCACCCGGAGAGGAUAGGCAACGAGAACGUGCGCAAGGCGGUGGACGUGGCGCUGCGGGCGGGCGACGGCAUCACCGCGCUGGGCUGUGCGGUGAUUGAUGCUGUGAAGAAGAUGGCUGGGCGUGGAGGAAACAGGCUGGGCCGACGGUGA